This is a messenger RNA of Ambispora gerdemannii, 667 nucleotides long. The record is from the annotation of a GenBank genome assembly. Lineage: Eukaryota; Fungi; Glomeromycota; Glomeromycetes; Archaeosporales; Ambisporaceae.
AUGAAACCCAACUGGCUUGAGAUACAAGUGUCACUAGCAAAUACCUUAAAUGAAAAAAACUUAGAAAAAGGUACAAAGGAUGAUGACCUUGGUCUGCAAGACUCAUCCAAUCUUGGACAACUCAAUGGUUAUAUUCGAACACUGCCAAAAAAUGAAUAUCUUACAACAAGUAAACUUCAUCAUUAUAUUAAUGUGAUUGUAUUACCUUCUCUUGGCCACGAAACUGAAACUAAAGUGAGUGAAAAACAAGAACAAUAUCCACAUUUACUGAAAACUACUAGAGAAGAUCUUAUUCCUGGUACUAACAAUGAUGGAUGGUGGAAUAUGGAGAAGUUAGUCAAACAGGUCAAAGAGAAGCUUAUUCCCUUAUUCGAAGCUACUCAUCCUAAUUGUAUAAUGAUGGUUUGUUUUGAUAAUGCAACAAGUCAUGGUGGAUAUUCCGAAGAUGCCUUACGAGCAAAUAAGAUGAAUUUGCAUCCAGGUGGAAGUUAUAAAAUUAGAGAUACUGUAUUCAAUGAUGGACAGCCCCAAGAAAUAACUCUUUCAGAUGGCAGACCAAAAGGAAUCAAAAUGGUCUUGGAGGAACUAUUGGAUGAUAUUGAAGUAUUGACUUGUGAAGACAGUGUGAAUAUAGUGAUAAUAGAGGAGCAACGGGGAGAAGAAAUUA